GCCUAGUAUCCUCCUUUUAGUCCUAGGAAUUUCCGCAUCACGUCGACUACUGCAUACGCUGCUUGCUUUACUACAAUCGUCGUCAAUGCGAAGGAUAGCAAAAUGAACGUGGAGGAAAUUGAUCUUUGUCCCUUCUGCUCGGACCUGGUGAAAUCAACAACAGACUCUCUAAUCCCCUCUUCACAAUGCCCCCACUAUCCAACUUAUGGUUUAAUUUUAUCCUCUAGCGAGAAAUGCACUAUUUGCCGGACAAUAACUUCUCUAUGGGGCCAUAUCGAUUCGAUUCUAAACAGACAUGAAAUAUCAAAAAAACCCAUCCGGGGUUGUCGUGAUGAAUUUUCUGUCAAAAUAACGACCAAAGUCGCUCGCCGAAUGCCUUCUGGUGCCUCUUGGACGCUUCUGGAAGCCAGCUUAGGCAGUACACAUACUGGCCUUACGUCCAUAUCCUAUUUUACACUUGUGUCUUGUCUAUUGGGAGAUCCAAUAUCAUCUUCCGCUUUUUGGAGGAGCCCAACAACGACUUUUGACUCCAAGCUCUUAGCCAUCCAAUCGUGGAUGUUUGAUUGCGAGUCUCAAAACGGCCACAGUAAAUGUAGGCCCGUGCCGUUUGCACCUCUGCGGCUCCUCACUGUUGGCCUCGACGGCAAGCCGCUUAGACUAGUUGAACGGGAUACUACAACGAUUCGAACGGACUAUGCAGCUCUAAGCUAUUGCUGGGGUAACUCCUUACAGCUGCGCACCACAAAAGGGACGCUUACUAUAUUUAGCAAGGAAGUCCCCUCCAAGCUUAUUCCAAGGACAUUUGCCGAUGCUAUACAUAUAGCUCGAGCUCUGAGAAUUCCAUAUAUUUGGAUCGAUGCCCUAUGCAUUGUUCAAGAUGAUGAACAGGAGUGGCAAAGCGAAGCAACACAUAUGUCUGAGAUCUACCGAGGGAGCCAGUUAACCAUUACAGCAACCGAAUCCGUAGAUUCUCUGCAGGGCUGUUUCCCUCCCGAGAAGCCUGGUCUCCACAGUGCUGGGUUAUUCUUCCGCACUCGACCUAAUGGGUUGGAUGACCGUAGCAGCCUUGUCCGUAUCUACCGCAAUGAUAUCAGAGACUCCGUCGUGGAAGACAGUGUUAUUAGCACCCGGGGGUGGACUUUACAAGAGCAGUUGCUCUCCCCGAGGCUCGUCUUUUGUAUGCAACCCGACAUGCACUGGAAAUGUCAAUGCAACUACCAAACUCAAAGCGGUCUCUCCUUCGAGCCAAGAAUGGCACCUGAUCGCGGUGGCUUGUUCCUUGAUCUCAAUCAUCGGCUUGAUGAUCUGUGGUACCGCAGCAGCUGGCGACGCAUCAUUGAAGGCUAUUCACUGCGCGAGUUCACCUUCUCGCAAGACAGAGUUCCUGCUAUCGCGGGUAUGACUAGAUACUUUGCGUCUACUUUGGAGGAUGUGCCAAUAUUGGGACUAUGGGUAAGGUCUUUUGCAAGAGACUUAGCCUGGUUGCGCGGUGGUGGUCGUCAGCAAAUGUCUAACACCUCAGGGCUUCCUUCUUGGACCUGGCUUGCGUGCCAGGGUUGCGUUUUAUAUACGAUCGGCUCCAAGUACGCAGAUUAUGAAGUGCAAGUGGUAGAGCAUCUGAAGCUUCUAAACUGGGAUGUGCAAUGGCAGGGCACGCCCUACGCGUCGCCGGUCGAAUUGGCGCAAGUGAAGGUCGAAGGUCCCGUGCGAGAGAUCGAAAUAAGGCCAUUUACCGAAGGUAGUUCUCACAAACCGCCAUAUUUUCAGGUCUUCGGGGAGGACCUAAAACCUACCGUGAAGACGAAGUUUCCUUGGCGAUGCGCUGGGCAGUUUGAUACCGGUGAUGCAAGUGAAGCGACGAUAUACUUGUGCCUUCUCUUGUUUUCUGAGACAAAGAGCUCCGAGUCCAACUAUACUUCUGAAAUUUUUCUCAUUCUAGAACCAGUUGAGAUACAUAGCACCGUUAAAUAUAAGCGCAUAGGGAUGGCAAGAAUAUGGGGUGGACCGCCAACUUUCAACGCUGCUAAGACAAUAUCGAUGGUUCUAGUUUAAUAGAAAUUAAAACAACUUAUGAUACUUGG
Messenger RNA from Hyaloscypha bicolor E, 2081 nucleotides. RefSeq names its product HET-domain-containing protein. The transcript is spliced from 2 exons. Lineage: Eukaryota; Fungi; Ascomycota; Leotiomycetes; Helotiales; Hyaloscyphaceae. Bases 103 to 2052 code for a protein of 649 amino acids. The record is from RefSeq and is a predicted model, not a curated record.